CGCCAGGCAUGGCUUCGUACGCUCUGUCGCCGGAUUGAAUGGCGCGCAAUGCCUUCACAUUGAAAUGUUGGUCAGACCAUGCUCAGUGCGACGGUGUGCAAUCAAGUAGGGUUUUUUUUUAUAAGACGUCUCCACGAAGCCGUGACGUCCCGCAAUCUGCUCCACGCCUAUCACUGCUCGGUAUCGUCUGCAACUGCAACGCCGGGAGCUUGAGCUUGAGAGAGAGAGAGGGAGAGAGAAGCUAGCAUGACGAAGACGCAAGGAACCGGAGCCGCGGCGCCGCGCGCGCCGGCGCUGCCGUGGACGGUGCGGUUCCGCAUCUUCGCCCUCGUCACCGCCACCGACAUCGCGCAGCGGCCCGACGGCACGGUCAACCGCUUCAUGGUCUCGCUCGCCGACCGCCAGGCCCGCGCCAGCGCGCGGCCGGACGGGCUCGGCGUCGUGUCCGCCGACGUCGACGUCGACGCGUCACGCGGCCUGUGGGCGCGCGUGUUCUCGCCGUCGUCGUCCGUCGUCGACCCCGCGGCGCCCGCGCUCCCCGUGGUGGUCUACUUCCACGGCGGCGGCUUCACGCUGCUCUCCGCGGCGUCGGCCCUCUACGACGGCAUGUGCCGCCAGUUCUGCCGCGAGCUCGGUGCCGUCGUGGUGUCCGUGAACUACCGCCUCGCGCCCGAGCACCGGUUCCCCGCCGCCUACGACGACGGCGUGGACGUGCUCCGGUACCUCGGGAGCGCCGGCCUCCCCGACCUCGGCGUCCCGGUCGACCUCUCCCGCUGCUUCCUCGCCGGGGACAGCGCCGGCGGCAACCUCACCCACCACGUCGCGCAGCGCUGGACGGACACCGCCUCCGCCCCCAUCCGCAUCGCCGGUAUCAUCCUGCUGCAGCCGUACUUCGGCGGCGAGGAGCGCACGCCGGCCGAGCUGAGACUGGAGGGCGUGGCGCCAGUGGUGAACAUGCGGCGCUCGGACUGGUCGUGGCGGGCGUUCCUGCCGGAGGGGGCCGACCGGAACCACCCUGCCGCGCACGUGACCGGCGAGGCCGCCCCGGAGCCCGAGCUGGCGGAGGCGUUCCCGCCGGCGAUGGUGGUGAUCGGCGGGAUGGACCCGCUGCAGGACUGGCAGCGGCGGUACGCCGCCAUGCUGGAGCGGAAAGGGAAGGCCGUGCAGGUCCUGGAGUUCCCGGAGGCCAUCCACGCGUUCUACGUGUUCCCCGAGCUCAACGACUCCGGCAAGGUCGUGAAGGCGAUCAAGGCGUUCAUGGAUGAGCCGAGGGCGGCGCAGCCCAGCCAGCUCCUCAGCUGCUGAUCCAUCGUCGUCGUGCGGCUCGUGCCUACAACUUGUUGACCGGUGGUGGAGGUCCGUCGCAUAGCCCUCCCGCGACGAACACAUCCUCGGACAACACCAGCGGUGGACAGAGCAGCUCUAGGCCCCCAACGACGUCAAAAAGCAGUAGAAGAGAGCGUCUUUUGGUGCACAUGGAUCUUGUUUAUCUAUCAUGCACUACUGUAAUUUGAAUUAUUUUUGUAGUAGACUUGUAAUGUGCACUUUGUGGUCAUGUAUUAGUACUACUAUUAUUAGACGUGUAAUGGACCACACUUUGUGCAAUCGAGUAUAUUGUAAUGCUCUAUCAAACGGGUAAUGUGAUAUCUACAAUUUUAUGAUGGGCAAUCAA
Molecule: messenger RNA, 1672 nt
Organism: Panicum virgatum (switchgrass)
Lineage: Eukaryota; Viridiplantae; Streptophyta; Magnoliopsida; Poales; Poaceae
Product: probable carboxylesterase 18
Exons: 2
Coding region: 247-1305 (352 amino acids)
Molecular function (GO): hydrolase activity
Source: RefSeq, a predicted model, not a curated record